GUUAAGGAAGGAUAUAGUUUUUGUUCUGCCAAUUUUUAACGUUUGUUCUUUAAAAUAUAAAAAACCACGUGGAGGAAUAAAAUUCACGAUAGGAAUAAUAUACAUAUAUAUAAAUUUAACAAAUUAAAAGUAUAUAUUAUCAUCAAUGGCUGACUACUGUAUAAUAAGUAACGAAAUGCCAGGAGAUCUGCCAUUACCGGACGAUGGUCUUACGGCAGCACAACUGUUUGCCAACGGCGAUGGGCUAACAUAUAAUGAUUUCAUCAUUUUACCAGGAUAUAUUGAUUUUACCGCCGAAGAAGUGGAUUUAUUAUCACCACUUACCAAAAAGAUAAUGUUAAAAACUCCUUUGGUUUCUUCUCCAAUGGACACUGUUACGGAAUCUGACAUGGCAAUUGCUUUGGCUCUUUGCGGUGGAAUUGGUAUAAUACACCAUAAUUGUACACCUGAAUACCAAGCCAAUGAAGUACAUAAGGUGAAAAAGUAUAAACAUGGAUUCAUUAGAGAUCCGGUUGUGCUAUCACCUCAGCAUACUGUUAAUGAUGUUGUAAAUGUAAAAACUGAACAUGGGUUUUCUGGCAUUCCAAUUACGGAUAAUGGAAAAGUAGGUGGUAAGCUUCUAGGCAUUGUAACUUCCAGAGACAUUGAUUUCUUGGAAGAUACAUUUCAGCAAAGACAUACUAAGUUGGAAACGAUAAUGACGAAAUUAGACAAUCUGAUUACUGCACCAGCCGGCGUAACACUGCAAGAAGCAAAUGUAAUUCUUGAAAAAUCAAAGAAAGGAAAACUUCCUAUAGUCAAUGAUAAAGGAGAACUUAUUUCAUUAAUGGCAAGAACUGAUUUAAAGAAAAAUCGUAGUUAUCCGAGUGCUAGCAAAGAUGAGAAUAAGCAAUUAUUAGUAGGUGCUGCUAUUGGAACACGUAAUACUGAUAAACAAAGAUUACAACUUUUAACAGCUGCCGGAGUUGACGUAGUCGUAUUAGACUCAUCUCAAGGGAACUCGAUUUACCAAAUUGAGAUGAUUAAAUAUAUCAAAUCGGAAUAUCCGGACUUGCAAAUAAUUGCAGGUAAUGUGGUAACAAGUCUUCAAGCAAAAAAUUUAAUAGAAGCAGGAGCAGAUGCAUUGCGUGUUGGUAUGGGUUCUGGAUCUAUUUGUAUUACUCAAGAAGUAAUGGCGGUAGGCAGACCACAAGCAACUGCGGUCUAUAAAGUAGCGGAAUAUGCCAGAAAAUUUGGAGUACCUGUUAUAGCUGAUGGUGGUGUACAAUCUAUUGGGCAUAUUAUUAAAAGCCUUAGUUUAGGUGCCUCAACAGUUAUGAUGGGAUCAUUAUUAGCUGGAACUUCAGAAGCACCCGGUGAAUACUUCUUCAGCGAUGGAGUUCGUUUGAAAAAAUACAGAGGGAUGGGUUCUUUAGAAGCCAUGAAUAGAACCGAUGCAAAGGGUUCGGCCAUGGAUAGAUAUUUCCACAAUGAAAUGGACAAAUUAAAAGUAGCUCAAGGGGUAAGUGGUUCCAUAGUUGACAAGGGAUCAGUUUUCAAAUUUGCUCCUUAUCUACUUUGUGGUAUAAAACACGGAUGUCAAGACAUUGGUGCAAAGUCUGUAUCCAUUUUAAGAUCCAUGACAUAUAGUGGUGAAUUAAGAUUUGAGAGAAGAACAUCUUCUGCUCAGCAGGAAGGAAAUGUCCAUAGCUUGUUUUCUUAUGAAAAACGUUUAUUCUAAGUAUCUUACUCAUAAGAGAUAUGUAUACAACUAAAGUACCUGCAUUUAACUGCAUACAAUUACCAUAGGUAUUGAAAACCUGUUAUAUAUUAGUAUAUUAGAUCGUAACAUAAAUUUAGUUGCAAAUAAAUUUAUUUAUGUUACGAUCUAAAUAGCUAUGAAACUAUUCACAUUUCACUAUAUUUUACUAUUAAAACAGAUAUAAUUUUAUUAACGACAUCAAUAUAUAGUAAUAAGUUUGUAUUAAUAUUAUACAAUAAAUUGUGCAUAUAUUGUGUUAUCUAUGAGAAGAGAAAACUUGAAUGAAACUAUAGUGAAAAAUUUAAAAUUUGUUACUCUUUCGGUUUAUAUGAUAAUCUUGACUGAUAAAGUUAAUUCUUUGGUAUGAUGUGCCAAGAAAUGAAAAGGCAAAAUUAGAUUAUUAUUGAUUAUUUUUAUUAAUUGACUAUUACGAAUCGUUGAUAUGUAAUUAUUUAGAUUAAUAACACUGUGAAUUAAUUAACCUAUAUUCUGAACCAAUUUUCUUGUUUUUAUAUGUAGAUU
Molecule: messenger RNA, 2263 nt
Organism: Polistes dominula (European paper wasp)
Lineage: Eukaryota; Metazoa; Arthropoda; Insecta; Hymenoptera; Vespidae
Gene: ras
Product: Inosine-5'-monophosphate dehydrogenase ras
Biological process (GO): GTP biosynthetic process
Cellular component (GO): cytoplasm
Molecular function (GO): IMP dehydrogenase activity
Source: RefSeq, a predicted model, not a curated record